AGUAUCCCUAGAGAUUUGCAUUGCAUCGCUCUCGACAUCGUAUCAUACAUUGUCUCAUACAAACAAGCUAAUUCGAAAUCAGACGCCUAGGAAAGGAGAAAACUCCGGUGCAAGCGCUUUCUAGAAAUGCGCUGUUUGCCCGUCCAGACGCUCGCUCUCUCUUUCAGUUUGUUCAGUAAGGAAAGAGGGGAAGGGUCCCAUCUUGGAUGCAGUAUGAUAUGGUUGAAAGGAAUAAAUGCUGAACGCAUCAUGGGGUCGACGCGGCCCGAGCAACGCGGGCGAGAACCGAAUCGUGACCAAAGUGAAAGAGAGCGACAGGGAUGACGAUUCAGACCACGCACCCUUACUACGGAGUCCCACAGAUAUUGGGUGUGGAUUCGGUGGUCAUUUAAUCACACUCGCACCUCAAUUCCAUGAUACUCUCAUCAUCGGUCUCGAAAUUCAUGUACAGUAUGUCCAAGAUUGUAUCACCGCACUCCGAGCAACCAACGAUGGACAAUUGUCAAAAUAUAAUCCGAUAAAAUUCCUCCCAAACUUCUUUCAAAAAGCUUCUCUCACCGCCCUCUUCUUCCUAUUCCCCGACCCACACUUCAAAACACGCGAACACAAGGCAUGCAUCACAUCACCCACCCUUCUUACAGAAUACGCAUAUGUCCUCGCUCCAGGUGGAAUCGUCCGUUGGCGCGUGCACAGCACUUGUCAGAAGGAAUAUAACUCAAUAUUAUACGAGGCUGAGGAUGUUGAGGAUCUUGCACAGUGGAUGCGCACUCAUCUAGAUGCUCAUCCUCUCUUUCAAUUUGUUGAGGAGUAA
Suillus subalutaceus is the source of this 811-nucleotide messenger RNA. RefSeq names its product putative methyltransferase-domain-containing protein. The transcript is spliced from 5 exons. Gene Ontology annotation, cellular component: tRNA methyltransferase complex. NCBI's taxonomy places the organism in Eukaryota, Fungi, Basidiomycota, Agaricomycetes, Boletales, Suillaceae. Gene Ontology annotation, molecular function: tRNA (guanine(46)-N7)-methyltransferase activity. Gene Ontology annotation, biological process: tRNA methylation; RNA (guanine-N7)-methylation. The record is from RefSeq and is a predicted model, not a curated record. Bases 236 to 811 code for a protein of 191 amino acids.